Messenger RNA from Triplophysa rosa, 1751 nucleotides. It is a transcript of the gene hoxb5a, whose product is annotated as homeobox B5a. Gene Ontology annotation, biological process: regulation of transcription by RNA polymerase II; anterior/posterior pattern specification. Lineage: Eukaryota; Metazoa; Chordata; Actinopteri; Cypriniformes; Nemacheilidae. Gene Ontology annotation, molecular function: DNA-binding transcription factor activity, RNA polymerase II-specific; RNA polymerase II cis-regulatory region sequence-specific DNA binding. The record is from RefSeq and is a predicted model, not a curated record. Gene Ontology annotation, cellular component: nucleus. The transcript is spliced from 2 exons. The coding region runs from base 81 to 908 and encodes 275 amino acids.
UUCAUUAAUACAUCAUAAAUCGUCAAGCACAGCGUUAUAACGACCAAGAUCUACAAAUCAAGCCCUCUAAAACAACCUAAAUGAGCUCUUACUUUGUAAACUCGUUCUCAGGGCGCUACCCAAAUGGCCCUGACUAUCAGUUACUAAAUUAUGGAACUAGCAGCAGCGCUAUGAACGCCUCGUACAGGGACUCCGGCACCAUGCAUUCAGGCUCUUACGGCUACAACUACAAUGGGAUGGACCUAAGCGUCAAUCGUUCAACCACCACUGGCCACUUUGGGGCGGUUGGGGACAACUCCCGGGUCUUCCAGUCUCCAGCUCCGGAGACGCGAUUCCGUCAGCCAUCAAGCUGCUCGCUCGCGUCUCCGGAGCCGCUGCCUUGUUCCAACAGCGAAAUCCUGGGACCAAAAAGCUCUUCGCCCCCUUCCGACCAAAGCACCACAACUGCGGGUAAUAAUCUUACCAAAAACACACAUUUCACAGAAAUCGACGAGGCCAGCGCCUCUUCUGAGACCGAGGAAGCGUCUCACAGAGCGAACAACUCAGCACCACGGACACAGCAGAAGCUAGAGACCACGGCAACCUCCACUACUUCGGCGACGUCCGAUGGCCAGGCUCCCCAAAUAUUCCCUUGGAUGAGGAAACUACAUAUUAGCCAUGAUAUGACUGGACCAGAUGGCAAAAGGGCCCGAACUGCAUAUACCCGCUAUCAGACGCUAGAGCUGGAAAAAGAGUUCCAUUUCAAUAGAUACCUCACCCGGAGGAGGAGGAUAGAGAUAGCCCACGCUCUAUGCCUCUCAGAGCGCCAAAUUAAGAUUUGGUUCCAAAACCGGCGGAUGAAAUGGAAAAAGGACAAUAAACUGAAGAGCAUGAGUUUGGCUACCGCAGGUAGCGCUUUCCAGCCAUAGUUGUCUCCCAAGUCAUACGUUGUGGUGUGCAAAAGAAAAUCAAGAGGAUGAAAAAUAUGUUUCAAAACGUCAUUUACAGAGUACUGUACAUCGCGGCACCUUUCGGCAUGUUAUGGAUGUUUUAGGCAUUUUAAAAUUCUACUGUGGUACUGCUAUAAUGAAACGAAAGUUAGUGUUCAUAUGUUGUUCUUUUAAUAUGGUGAUUCUAAUUUUGACAAGUAAAUAAAAACGGAAGGGGAAAGAAGCUAUCAAUAUACCGCCUGUUGUCCUUGUUAUGAAUAUUGUUUAUGUGUCCAGUGCUAUGUUAAUGCUUUCUUGAGAGUUAGCAUGUAAGCUCUUAAAUGUUAUAACUUAUUUACACUACCUAUACACGUGCAUACCUUUUGAGUUUACAGCUUAGGAACGCAUCUGCCCUAGUAUGAAGUGAAGCUCUAGUUUUGUGGUAACUGCAGUAAAUUGAGCAGAAACCUCUGUAUGUUUCAUGGUCCUAUGUUUUAUUGUCUUAUUAAUCCCAUUCGACUUGUCAUGUGUUGAAACUCUUCUGUUAUUUUAUGAGAAAAAAGGGAAAUAUGUAAAUAGUCUUCACUAGAUUCUUGUACCCGUUCAUACGUGUGUAUAGUUGUAUUCCAAAUAUGUAAUUGUAUAUUACUGGAUCAUGUUUAUGUUCCAAAAGUAUGUACAUAUUGAACAUUUUUAUUGUGAUCAGUUGGCUAUUUGUAGUAGGCAGAUUGAUCGGCAAAGGUGUGGAAAACAGAAAAAAGCUAUCAUGUCGAACUGCCUGUUAGAAUUUGCCAAAAAGCUUUUUGUAUUUGUUUGUAGUUUAACUUGGAGUAAAAAAAAUAA